Molecule: messenger RNA, 520 nt
Organism: Nicrophorus vespilloides
Lineage: Eukaryota; Metazoa; Arthropoda; Insecta; Coleoptera; Silphidae
Exons: 2
Coding region: 48-449 (133 amino acids)
Molecular function (GO): odorant binding
Source: RefSeq, a predicted model, not a curated record
AGCAAACAGUUCAUGCACAUCUUCAAUUAAAAAUAUCACGUCUAAACAUGAGGAGAGUUCUCUUAGUUAUAGCUUUAGCUUUUACGCUAGUUUCGGGCGAGGGUUGGACCGAAUUUAAAACGAAAGUCAACGAAUUUUCAGAGCACUGCGUGAAUUCCACCAACGUCGACGAUGAAUUAGUCGUGAAAUCGAUGAUGGGUGAGUUCGUCGAUCAUCCGAAAUUCCUGGACUACACUUUCUGCAUGGCCAAAGAGAUGGAAUUCAUGGACGAAGAUGGAAAGUUUGCGGAGAAGAACUUCUUGACGCACCUUCUGGACUAUUUCAAGACGAUGUUGAAUGGUUGCGUUGUCGAUGCGGAGAAGGAGACGGGCGGCGAGAAGAGAUCUUUCAAAUUCGUCAAAUGUUUGAUCGCAAUCAUCGAUAACAAUUUAAAUAUGACUGAAAUAUAAAGAGAUUUUCAAUCUUCACUUUGAGAAUACAACAGUAAUGUUAUUUGAAUAAAUAAACUUAUAUUAUUAUG